GCUUUUAACUUAAUGUCUAUGUAGUUUCAAAAUUAUUUGAAACAACAAACUUUGUCUGAAGAAUAAAAAAAACUCCUAGUUAAUUGGGUUUUUUGACGUAAAGCGCCCUUAAGCGUUUUUAGUACAGUACCGUAAACAGGUGGAACAUUGAUCAGUUUUUUAAAUCAUUUUCGAAUAUUUUGGAAGGGGUUGCUUUUUUGUAACACGAAAAAUUAUUAACAUUGUUGUACGCAGUUUUGACCACUGUGUUGUGACGGUCAGAGAAAGUGAAAAAGAAAUGAUGAUGAGAGUGAGAAGAACGUAAACAAAUAAUGAAAUUGAAUUAUGCGCGGGAAUGAUAAAUAAAUACAUUGGUGAGAAAAAUAUGUUAGCAGCUUUCCAGCAAGUAUUGGCACCAUUUUGAUAAAAUUGUGAAGACGAACGGUAGUGGCUGUAAGGUAGAAAGUUUAAUCGAAAAUCUAAAGUGAUAACGGGCAUUGCAACUAUUCAGAUAAUUUGACUGAUAGUCUGAAAUUGAUCUGUGAGCGCUGUAAGUAGAAGAUAGAGAAUAACAAGAAUGCGAUAGUUAAUGGAUGUUUUGAUAUUUAGAUUGCGAGUUGAAUGCCGUUGGAUCACUAGAAAGAAAUAGUUGAUUGCCACCGAGACUACCAUUUAGUGACCCAAGUGCCGACUGUUGACAGAAGUCAUUCAUCUCAGAGCUACCGACCGGCCUAAAAGAGAGGAAGAAAGCCAUCAGGAAAUUCAUCUAGAGUGAAGGAGAAACUUUUAAUCUUUGAGUAAAUUUUAUAUUGAACUACAAGGAUUCGUUUUUGCCUGAGCCUGAGAAUUCCGAGAGCAACAUUCUCAAAGAUUAAAAAUAUAAAUAUUUCCUACGAUGGCGGAGAACUACAAAUACAGCUGCUGUGAGGAGGAUUCUGAUUUUGAUGCAAGCGUGCGGUGCAAUCGAUGUGGAGAAUGGUAUCAUUUUUCUUGUGUGAAUGUGCAAGAUAGUGUGUCAGAAACUAUUUGGUAUUGCGUUAAAUGUAUACGGGCUGAGCCUUCGAUUUUAGAAUCGUUUGCAUCCGCGGGGAAAACAAGAACUCGACGAGGUCCGCCGCGUGCAUGCAAAGAGAAAAACAACAGAAUGGGUAGAUCAAAAGUUCCUCCAAAAGAGUUGCAAGUAGGUCAGGUGCAAGUAGCUCAGGUGCAAGUAGCUCCAGAUGGUCAGGUUAGGCAAGAAAAACAGUCAAAUGCUAAUAAUGGAACCACAAAUAAAGAAACGGGUGCGAUUAGGAAGUCACUGUCACCUUUCCCUAACUCUAAUGUUCCCGUAAAUGUAUCGCGCUGUGAUGAUAAAAAAAGUGUUUGCAGUACAAGAAGUGGAGAAAGCAGAUCGUCGAAAGCUUCGGUACGUGAAAAGGCAAAACGUGAAAUACAGCGGUUACAGGAAGAAAGUAUGCAACGGAUGCGAGAAGAAGACAUCGAGCGAAAGUUGUUGGAGCAUGAACUAAAAAAGGUCAGGCUGGAAAAAGAGUUCAUGGAACGUAGGCACGCACAAGAAAGACUGGCGGAAGAGGAAACGGAUCCUGAAAGCGGAUGUGAAGAUGGUGAGCAGUACAACUUUCAAAAAAAGGUUGAAGACUGGCAGAAAGGUUCUGAAGCUGGACCAAAUGAAGUUAAUCAACGAAAACAGUCAACGCUUAAAGGAGAAAGUCAGCAAAAAGCCCAACCUGAGCCCGAAAUCGCUUCUGGUGGAAAUGCUACGCCUGAAAUAAGCAGUGUAGCUUCGCAUUCCGUAAGAGAAACGAUCGAAAAUACUUCAAAACCCAGAGCCGGUCCAACUCAACUGCAGAUAGCGGCAAGACAAGUAUUUUCUAAAACUUUGCCAAAGUUUUCUGGACGACCCGAAGAAUGGCCCAUGUUUAUCAGUGAAUACGAACAAGCGAAUAUAUCCUGUGGUUUCAGCGAUUCUGAGAAUUUGAUGCGUUUACGUGAGGCGUUGACUGGAAAGGCGUUUGAAGCGGUACGAAAUCUUCUGCUUGUUCCAGAAAACGUUCAAAGUAUCAUUCAAAAACUACGCAGACGAUUUGGAAAUCCCGAGAUUCUUUCUACGAUGUUGGCAAAUCGUAUACAGUUGCUUGCGGGACCCAGCUCGGAGGAUUUGGAGUCGGUGAUUGAGUUUGGAAGUGCUGUAGAAGAGUUCACUCAGCAUCUGAAGGUGACUAACUUAACAGACCAUCUUAGAAACCCCAUUUUAAUGAAACGGCUGAUACAGAAACUACCAGCAAGUUACGCCAUGCAGUGGGUAGAAUACAAACGCAAACGGAUAGUGGUUGAUUUGGAAGUGUUUGGCGACUUUAUGGAGGAACUUGUCGUUAAGGCCUUGGAAGCAACCUAUGAGCGUUGUGGAGACGAAGACACAGCAAGAGGAAAACGUCGCGAGAAAAAUUUAGUGAAGGGUUUCGUUAAUGUAACAGAUACUGAUGAGCAUCAAUGUUGUACCUGUAGCCAACAAGAGCCCGUAAUUGUACCUCAGUCUGGAACUGCGGGGAGUCGAAGCUUUGCUCCGUCUAGGAGUUGUUCAGUUUGUGGAUCUACCGGGCAUUUGGGCCGCAAUUGCGACGAGUUCAGAGCCAUGAACUUGCAGGAUCGGUGGAACACGGUGCAGCGUUUGGGAUUGUGUUCGCUGUGUCUGUACAAUCAUAAUGGAAAAUAUUGCCUGGCUAAACGGAGAUGCGGUAUAAAUCAGUGUGAACAGAGACAUCACCCCCUUCUCCAUUGGGACACGAGAACCACCGCACCUCAGCUGAUUGCAAGUUGUAACGGUCAUCGACAGUCAGUCAUAUUUCGGAUGAUUCCUGUUAAAAUUUACAGCAACGACAAACAAUUAGAAGCACUAGCCCUUAUCGAUGAAGGAUCAUCAGUAUCACUAAUUCUGGAUGAACUAGCAAAAGAGCUAGGUGCUAUAGGAGACAUCGAGCCGCUAAGAAUGAGUUGGACAAACGGUAUGAGCACGGUGGAAAACCUGUCCGCUAAAAUCAACCUACAGAUCUCAGCUUUCGAUGAUGUAAGACGGUUUAAUCUGAUGGAUGUUAGAACGGUGCGAAAAUUAGAUUUACCAACGCAAAGUUUGGACAGCAGUUCGAUACGGGAAAGGUUUGCACACUUGCGAGACAUCGCCAUUCCAAGUUAUAAGUCAACGAAGGCGAAGUUGUUAAUCGGAAUCAACAAUAUACACCUUAUCGCACCCCUUCAAUCCCGAGUAGGAGAAUUGGGCGAACCGGUAGCAAUACAGUGUCAACUUGGGUGGAGUUUGUAUGGACCAAGACCAGAUAUAGUCGCGAAUGUUCAUUUUUUGGGACAUCAUCGUUCUUGCUCUGAGUGUAAUAGAAUUGACCGAGAGAUGAAUGAAAAUUUGAAAGAGUAUUUUAGUAUUGAAGCAGUCGGAAUAUCACCAGUGCCACUGGAAACGAACGAAGAGCGUCGAGCACGUGAAAUUUUGGACCGUACAACGAAGCGGGUAGGUGAUCGAUACGAAUCUGGACUUCUGUGGAAGACAGAUGAUAUUUUGUUCCCGGAGAGCUAUCAGAUGUCACUGAAACGCGCCAACAGCUUAGAGCGUCGAAUGAAUAAGCAUCCUGGAGUUCGUGAAGCUAUAGUGAAACAGUUACAGGAGUACUUAGAAAAGGGAUACGCUCAUAAAAUCACGGAUGAAGAACUCCGGAACACGCCACCUGAGAAAACAUGGUAUUUGCCAUUGAAUUUUGUCAUCAAUCCGAAGAAAGAAGGAAAAAUUCGGCUUGUGUGGGACGCAGCAGCGAAGGUCAAAGGUGUCUGCUUGAACGAUUUCCUCCUAAAAGGACCCGAUAUGGUAUCGUGUUUGCCGUUGGUAAUAAGUGGUUUCAGAGAAAGACAGGUUGCAUUCGGAGGUGAUAUUCGUGAAAUGUUUCACCAGGUGCGAGUAAGACCAGAAGACCGACAAGCUCAAAGAUUCUUGUUUCGGAUAGAUGCCAAUAAGGAUCCCCAAAUAUUUGUGAUGGAUGUUGUAAUAUUUGGCGCGAGCUGUUCCCCUUGCACAUCGCAGUUUGUAAAAAAUAUUAAUGCACGAGAGCAUGCUGUACGGUAUCCGAAAGCAGCGAAAGCUAUCAUUGAGAAACAUUUUGUCGAUGACUAUUUUGAUAGUGUUGAUACAGAAUCGGAAGCAAUACAACUGGCAAAGGAAGUCGAAAAGGUGCACGCGGCAGGCGGGUUUGAAAUCAGAAACUGGAUGAGCAAUUCUCCAGCAGUAUUGAAGGCGCUUUGCUCUGUGUCUGAAGAACCAAACAGAUCUGUUGAGGUGAAUAAGACUGGUGAAGUAGAACGUGUGCUGGGCGUAAGUUGGAACGCCGUGAAAGAUGUUUUUGUUUUCUCGACGGAUAUGCGAGCAGAUCUCCAUCCAUAUAUAAUGGAAGGCGCUUGGCCGACGAAACGGAUUGCUUUGAGGUGCAUUAUGAGCAUGUUCGAUCCCCAGCAAUUUCUGGCGCCAUUAUUAAUUCACGGUCGGAUAAUAAUGCAAUUUGUUUGGCGAAGCGGUAUUGGAUGGGAUCAGCGGUUGCAGGAGGAGCAAUAUAAUCAAUGGUUGCGUUGGACAAAGUUGUUCCCGUUAAUAGAAAACAUUCAAGUACCUCGUUGUUAUCUAGGCAAUUUGGACUCGACAGCAUAUACAAGUGUUCAAUUACACGUGUUUGCAGAUGCGGGUGAAGACGCGUACGGUUCGGUUGCGUAUUUCAGAUUUGUGGCAAAUGGAAUGAUUCACUGCGCGUUUGUCGAAGCCAAAGCAAAGGUUGCUCCACUGCAGCAUAUGUCAAUCCCUAGGAAGGAAUUACAAGCAGCGGCGCUAGGUGCACGUCUUGCGAAAAGCAUUCGCCACAAUCAUCCAUUUUCGGUAGCAGAAACAGUAAUGUGGACUGACUCGAAGGCAGUAUAUUCAUGGGUACGAUCUGAGCAUAAGAAAUACAAAGAGUUUGUUGCUCAUCGUGUUGGUCAGAUAUUGAGUGUAACUAAUCCAGAAGACUGGCGGUGGGUAUCGACAAAAAACAACGCAGCAGACGAUCUUACCAAGUGGGGAAAGGGAACAGAGAUGAGUUCCGAAAGCAGAUGGUUCAAGGGUCCUGAGUUUUUGUACCAACCGGAAGAUAAAUGGCCGGAACAAGAUCAAAUACCCGUUGUUAUUGAGGAAGAAGUACGAGCUCAUAUUUUAUAUCACACUACAGCAUUUCCUGAAAGUUUGGGUCGAGUGAAACACAUAUCAAGGUGGACUGUUUUAGUACGCGUGGUAGCCACAAUGUAUCGUUUCGCCGCAAAUUGCAGGCUUCGCUCAAAAAAGGAAGCAAUAGAAGCACUCCCACCAAUUGCAAUUGUCGCACAAAAGGCACCGCGGAUUCCAGGAGUCGUUAUCCCUCUACGACAAGAGGAGUAUCUAAAAGCGGAGAAUUGUUUGUGGAGGGAGGCGCAACGAGACGAGUAUGCAGAUGAAGUCGCAAUACUUUUGAGAAAUCUGUCUUUACCGAAGGAACAACAACAGCAUUUGGAACGAUCUAGUAAGCUCUACAAUAAAUCGCCAUUUCUAGAUGACAGCGAAGUUCUACGAGUAGGAGGCAGAACGGAAUUGGCAGAAUUCGCUAGUUACGACACCAAGUAUCCAAUCAUACUUCCCAAAACGCACCUUAUUACAGAAAAACUAGUUGAAUACUAUCAUCAACAGGCAAAUCAUAGUAGCAGAGAAACGGUUGUCAACGAACUUCGUCAACGAUUUUAUAUUGGGAGAGUAAGAGCCGUCGUAGAGAAAGUCAUAAGGGAGUGUCAAUGGUGUAAGGUACACAAGGCGAAACCCGUUCUCCCCAAAAUGGCUCCUUUACCAAAACAGCGCAUGGCCUUGGGCGUAGACCCCUUCUCUUACGUGGGUAUAGACUACUUUGGACCAUUGGAAGUUUCGAUUGGAAGACGUCGUGAGAAACGCUGGGUAGCUUUGUUUACGUGCAUGACGACAAGAGCUGUCCACCUGGAAGUUGCACAUAGUUUGAGCACCGAAUCUUGUAAGAUGGCUAUCCGGAGAUUUAUUAAGAGAAGAAGAAGUCCCAUAGAAAUUUUUUCAGACAACGGGACGAAUUUUGUUGGAGCGAGUAGGGAGUUGGCUGCCGAGAUUCGGAGAAUUAACGGAGAUUGCGCUGAUACAUUCACGAGCUCUAAAACGAAAUGGACAUUUAACCCACCAGCAGCACCACACAUGGGUGGAGUAUGGGAGCGCAUGGUUCGAUCUGUUAAGGAGGCACUAAACACAUUGGUAGAUGGUGGCAAAUUAACAGACGAAAUAUUAAACACAGCGUUAGUUGAGGCAGAGGAUCUGAUAAACUCCAGACCACUUACGUAUGUGUCAAAUAACGUCAGGGAUGAUCCGGAAGCUCUCACUCCAAACCAUUUUCUGAAAGGAUCUGCUGCAGAAUGUCUACCACCCCGGAGCGCAUCCCAGCAAGCGGAUGCCUUACGCAGUAAAUAUUGUCGCGCACAGCAGUUGGCUGAUAAAUUUUGGUUAAGAUGGCAGAAAGAAUACUUCCCGAGCUUGAACAAGCGAACCAAAUGGUUUGAUGAUACCAGACAAAUAUCUGUAGGAGAUUUGGUGUUUGUUCAAGAGGAGAACAGACACGAAAGAGGAAUCGUUGAAGAGGUCAACAUCGGCAUCGAUGGAAGAAUCCGUUCUGUAAUCGUAAAAGUAAAUGGCAAAAGGAAGCUAAGACCAGUGUCAAAACUGGCCGUACUUGAGGUUGAGAAUAGUAACCCCAGCAGUAAUCAAUAGAGAGGAUAACUACAGGGUUUACGGGUGGGGGUAUGUUGUACGCAGUUUUGACCACUGUGUUGUGACGGUCAGAGAAAGUGAAAAAGAAAUGAUGAUGAGAGUGAGAAGAACGUAAACAAAUAAUGAAAUUGAAUUAUGCGCGGGAAUGAUAAAUAAAUACAUUGGUGAGAAAAAUAUGUUAGCAGCUUUCCAGCAAGUAUUGGCACCAUUUUGAUAAUAUUGUGAAGACGAACGGUAGUGGCUGUAAGGUAGAAAGUUUAAUCGAAAAUCUAAAGUGAUAACGGGCAUUGCAACUAUUCAAAUAAUUUGACUGAUAGUCUGAAAUUGAUCUGUGAGCGCUGUAAGUAGAAGAUAGAGAAUAACAAGAAUGCGAUAGUUAAUGGAUGUUUUGAUAUUUAGAUUGCGAGUUGAAUGCCGUUGGAUCACUAGAAAGAAAUAGUUGAUUGCCACCGAGACUACCGUAAGUUACAAAAAGCAUUUUACAAACCAAAAACUAAGUGUUUCAUGUUUAGAUUUAGUGACCCAAGUGCCGACUGUUGACAGAAGUCAUUCAUCUCAGAGCUACCGACCGUAAGUGUUUAUCUGAAUGUUAAGUUUGUACUUUGUAUGUAAUUAGAUUUGAUGACUUUAUUAGGGCCUAAAAGAGAGGAAGAAAACCAUCAGGAAAUUCAUCUAGAGUGAAGGAGAAACUUUUAA
Messenger RNA from Uranotaenia lowii, 7507 nucleotides. RefSeq lists its product as uncharacterized. NCBI's taxonomy places the organism in Eukaryota, Metazoa, Arthropoda, Insecta, Diptera, Culicidae. The coding region runs from base 875 to 6811 and encodes 1978 amino acids. The transcript has 4 exons. Gene Ontology annotation, molecular function: zinc ion binding; nucleic acid binding. The record is from RefSeq and is a predicted model, not a curated record. Gene Ontology annotation, biological process: DNA integration.